Messenger RNA from Plasmodium gaboni, 931 nucleotides. RefSeq names its product putative EMP1-like protein. The record is from RefSeq and is a predicted model, not a curated record. The transcript has a single exon. Gene Ontology annotation, molecular function: host cell surface receptor binding. Gene Ontology annotation, cellular component: membrane. Lineage: Eukaryota; Apicomplexa; Aconoidasida; Haemosporida; Plasmodiidae. The annotation marks the transcript as partial.
GAUCGAGAUACAUUUAAGGAAUAUCUUCUUCAUGAUGCAUACAAUGAAGGAAAACAAUUAUGGAAUCUCUAUUCUAGUGAUGAACAAAAGGCUCUUGAUGCAAUGAAAUACAGUUUUGCCGAUUAUGGAGAUAUUGUGAAAGGUGAUGAUAUGAUGAACGAUUUAGAUCGUGUACAAAAACAAUUAAGUUCGAUAUUUAAACAAAAUGGAAGUGUAACUGGAACUGAAUCUGAUAAUCGUAAGCAAUGGUGGGAGAAAAAUAAACAAAAAGUUUGGAAUGUUAUGAUGUGUCAUUAUAAUGGAAAAGAGAAAACAGAUACUGAAUGUCCAAAACACGAUGAUAUUGAUGAUGAUCCACAAUUUUUGAGAUGGUUAACUGAAUGGGCUCAACUUUUUUGUUAUGAAAAAGUAGAUGAAGCAAAAACUAUUGUAAAACAAUGUAUAGAAAAGGAUAAAAUACAAAAGGCCACAAAAAUUAGUGAGAUAGGAGACAAAAAAUGCCAACAAUUAUUAAAGAAAUAUAAACAUUGGUAUAAGAGUAGAAAUCAACAAUGGGAAGGAUUGAAGGACGCAUAUAAAAACUAUAAAACAAAUAAUGUUUCGUCCGGAAGUGGAAAACUACCAUCAGAGGCAGAUGCUGAAAAAUAUCUGAAAAAAAAAUGUCCUAAAUGUGAUUGCAACUAUGAUGAUUUGCAAAAAAUAUCUAAGUACCAAAACCAACAAGAACAAUUAUUGAAGGAAUUAACGAAACAAGCUAAAUAUGAUACUAUUGAUCCUAAGAAUACCCCACUGUACAAAUUUUUAACUCUUGGUGGACUAGCUCCAACAAUUAUUGAAAAUGCAUUUAAAACUACUGCAGGUAUAAUUGAUAAAGGAAUAGAGUAUGGACCUCAAGCUGUAGAUAUUGCAAAAGAUGUUUUGAAGAAACUUA